AUGGCUCCUGCAGCAACCAGCCAAAACGGUCACAGUGGCGAACAAGAUCUGGACCUGACUUCCUCAGCCGUGGGGCAUCGUAUGGUCGAGAAUGAUACCUCUAAUAGCAAUGGCGCGGCGAGCAAUGGUGUCUCACAGCCAAACAUAAACGAGCUCGAUGCCUCGAAACUCAAGUACACAUUUACUGAUAGCCCCCGCGAUCCCCCGGCCCUGGGCAUAACAGAAGAUAAUGGCAACAGCAUCUGCACCGAUCAUAUGAUCACGGCCAAGUGGUCAGCGAGGACAGGAUGGGCUGAACCAGAGCUUAAGCCCUACGGACCUUUAAGCUUGAUGCCAACAGCCUCGGUCCUUCACUAUGCGACAGAGUGCUUCGAAGGGUUGAAGGUGUACCGCGGCUACGACGGCAAGCUCCGUCUUUUCCGUCCCGAUUGCAACUGCGAACGCAUGCUGAUGUCGUCCGUCCGCAUCAGUUUGCCAUCUUUCCCACCAGAUGAGCUUGAGAAGCUGAUUAUUGCUCUCAUGUCGGUCGAUGGGCCCAAAUGGCUGCCUCGGGAGCGUGCUGGUACCUUCCUUUACGUGCGGCCAACAAUGAUCGGCACGCAAUCGCAGCUUGGCGUACAGGCUCCCUCGGAAGCCUUGCUUUACAUCAUCAUAAGUUAUAUGCCCGUCAUGGACUCACCAGCCGGUGGCAUGAAGCUCCAUACGUCGCCCGAUGAUAUGGUGCGUGCGUGGGCCGGCGGUUUCGGAUACGCCAAGGUCGGCGCAAAUUACGGUCCCUCGUUAUUGGCGACUAAAGAGGCGCGUGCAAGAGGCUACCACCAAAUCCUAUGGCUUUACGGCAAGAGCGGCGAGUGUACCGAGGCCGGCGCCAGCAAUUUCUUCGUUGUUUGGAAGACGCGGGAGGGCAAAACCGAACUUGUCACAGCGCCACUAGAUGACCGUGUGAUUCUUGCUGGUGUCACUCGAAGGAGUGUUCUGGAACUUGCGAGAGAGCGCCUUGCUGACGAGGUAAAGGUCGUCGAGCGUAAAUAUUCCAUUGAUGAGGUUAUAGAGGCGAGCGCUGAGGGUCGGCUGGUCGAGUCGUUCGCGUCUGGCACGGCGUAUUUUGUCUGCCCUGUUUCGGUCAUCCACCACCGCGGCCGUGAUAUUCAAAUCCCUGCCGGCAAGGGCGGUGAGGGUGCGCCAAUUACUUUGCGCCUCAAGAAUUGGCUCGUAGGUAUCAAAUACGGCAGAGAGGAGCACCCUUGGGGUGUUGUCGUGCCAGAGGAGCAUUAA
Messenger RNA from Xylaria bambusicola, 1275 nucleotides. Its product is annotated as branched-chain-amino-acid aminotransferase. NCBI's taxonomy places the organism in Eukaryota, Fungi, Ascomycota, Sordariomycetes, Xylariales, Xylariaceae. Gene Ontology annotation, cellular component: mitochondrion. The record is from RefSeq and is a predicted model, not a curated record. Gene Ontology annotation, biological process: L-valine biosynthetic process; L-leucine biosynthetic process. Bases 1 to 1275 code for a protein of 424 amino acids. The transcript has a single exon. Gene Ontology annotation, molecular function: branched-chain-amino-acid:2-oxoglutarate transaminase activity.